AUGACCGUCAUUCAAAAUGUGGAACUGUUGCUCCAGGUGUCGGAGAUGCUUCGUGAAAUUGCGAAACAUCUCCGGAGCCACGGCGCUACCCGAGAGUCUAAGCAUUUCUACAGCAGCGUCAUGGCUCAUUGCUUGAUGAUUCACGAUCACAUCAGCCGCAUCGAGGCCUUCAUUGCCGAUGAUAAUAAUCUGAUCACAAGCAUGUUGCUUCGACUCGAGGUAACCGUCACUUCUGAUGUCUUGAAAAUUCAAGCUACCUCUCAUUUCUUGAAAACUCGAUCGGUGCUCUCAACCACGGCUUACCCUCGGCUCGCAACGCUACUCGACGCAUGGAACCAUGCUCGCCGUGAGGGCGGUACCAUGGAACUGCAGCUCUUAAUGCUCUCAAUCGACCUUACAGAAGACCCAGAGCAACCGGAUAAGCUGAUUGAAUUUUUCGAAGACUGGGAAGAUGACCUCAAGGUUCAAUAUCCCGACGAUCCGGCACUGUGGGCUCGAGAUGAUAUGGCCAGCUUGAAGAAGAAUAGAAGACAGCCGUCAUACUUGGUUCUGAAUGCCCCACAGUCAUUGUUCCUUGCCCUGGUGGAGUCGAAAGACUGUACAUGUCAGCCUGUACAUGACUUCGGUGUUCGGCUUUGUCUGGGAACAUUUCAAACUCUCCCGGAGACUGAGAAGGAGCGGGAGCACGACUGCGCGUUCGAGAUGUUUCUAUCGAUGCAACAGGAAUGGCACGAGGCUGACGUGUGUUUCGCUAAGAGUGCCGGAAUAAACUUUGCGCAGACCAACAAAACCGCGCAGAGGCCAAAGGUCCCCGCCAUGAAGAUCAAGAGUCUAUGUGAACCGAUUAAGAAGAGAAAGCCCUAUGAUCGUCUAAAGCUGAAAGUUGGGGAAGAUGGACGACUGUGGAAGCUGCGUUCCGAAAAGUCCUGCUUUGCAGUGGAUGAGACUAAAGCGCCGGUCUCACUGCAGCACUUUAUCCAGGGCCAGUACAGGUCGCUGACCGAUAAGACCAAACGUAUUCUGGCCGUGAUUCUCGGAUACGCUGUUCUAUACCUCCAUGAGACUCCCUGGCUUCCGCCCUCAUGGGGCCCUUCGAGUAUCUUGUUCUUCCACACGACUUCGUCGGCGAUUCCUCUCAAACCCUUUAUCCAAACUCAAUUGGCAAAAGAUCACGCGGUCGCUUCUCCGAGCAUUUCCAUUAUAGACUCAGAUGACUUUGAUCCCGACGACUUAGACCCUGAUGACAUUAUGAUACAUCAGUGUCCGCAUUUGGUGACGUUGGGGAUAGUGUUGAUGGAGCUGUAUCUCGCCACUCCCUUCGAAGAACUAGCCGAAAAAUACGGUGUGCCUUUGAAUGAUCGGACGAGGUCCAUCGAUGCAGAGCUAGUGUUUGAACAGUGCAAAAAUGAAAUCCCGGAGAAUUCCCAGUUCCAUUACGCCGUGAAGAAAUGCUUAGACCCAAAGGUGUGGGAGGACAACAAUGGAGCCCGCUUAAGCGACAAUGCAUUGAAAACUGCAAUAUACCAGGAGGUUGUUAGUCCAUUAGAGGAUGAGCUGAGCCAAGCCUUUAGCUACAUUUCUCUUGAACAACUUGAUCGCAUUGCACAAAGCCUGGAUCUGGCUAGUUGGGGUCAGGCUAUCCAGACUUACCAGGCUUCUCCUCGUUCUCCUGGAACUCCCGUCAACAUGGCGUUGAGACCAGCACAGGGGCUCUCAUCGAUCCAAGACUUGAAAGAUCAAUAUCAACAACAGCAAAGAUAUCUAGCGCAUCUUCAGGGAUCGGUCUCAUUGCCAGUGAUGCCUAUUUUUCAGCCUGUUUCUUCUGCAAUGACCGUGCCCCAACCAGGGAUAACGGCUCAGGUUCCUUACUCAAGCAUGAAAUUCUUUGAUGAUGAAACAGCUGCCGAAGAGCAUUCAGCAGAAGCAUGUAUCAAUUACCGCAACUGGCGUCAAAGAUAUAAAGAUGUCUACGAGAAGCACAUCUUUCAGCCACCCAGGAUUCCGGUGAAAAUCGCUGUUUUUGAUACCGGAGUGGAUCAGACACACCCAGACGUAGAUGCAUGCAUUGAGCAGAUCAAGGGUCAAUUCAAUUGGACGAACGAGAAAUUUCCCCGGCUGGUCGACGACUACAACGGUCACGGAACCUUUAUCACGAGCUUGCUCAUGGAAUAUUGUCCCGAUGCAGAGAUCUACAUCGCUAAGAUUUCCGACGGCAAACCAUCCAGUCCCAGCAUCAUCGCCAAGGCUCUAAACUAUGCAGUCAACGAAUGGGAGGUUGACAUCAUCUCCAUGUCGUUUGGGUUUCACACAAGGGAUGUCGAAGGCUACGAUGAGCUGGAACGUGCCAUUCACAACGCAUACUCCAGCCAUGUUCUUCUCUUUGCUGCCGCUUCGAACAGCGGUGCGAACCUGGACAGGGCUUACCCAGCUCGCGAUGAGAAUGUGAUCUGUAUCAAUUCGACAGAUGCAAAUGGAAACCGCUCACCCUUUAGCCCUACUGCUCUCGCGGACACACUGAACCUGGCCACGGUCGGCGAGGCCGUGGAGUCCGCUUGGCCAGUGCGUCUCUGCGAAUCGCCGUCCGGCCUCAAGCAUAAAUCGGGGACAUCAUUCGCCACCCCCAUCGCGGUUUCCAUUGCGGGCUUCCUGCUGCAGUACACCCGGCUACAUAUCCCCGAGCAUGCGUACCUGUUGCAACGACGGUCGAAAAUGCAAGCCGUGCUGCGGAAGAUCGCGGAGAAGAGCCUGGACUCGCGAGCUCGCGACGACUACCAUUUUAUGGCCUUGAGCCUUUAUUCCGAUAAUCUAUUUGGGAAGGACCCAGAGUUCAUCAACCAUACACUGCGCGAUAUACUCCGCCGGUAA
This is a messenger RNA of Aspergillus brunneoviolaceus CBS 621.78, 2865 nucleotides long. RefSeq names its product S8/S53 family peptidase. The record is from RefSeq and is a predicted model, not a curated record. Gene Ontology annotation, biological process: proteolysis. Gene Ontology annotation, molecular function: serine-type endopeptidase activity. The transcript is spliced from 3 exons. NCBI's taxonomy places the organism in Eukaryota, Fungi, Ascomycota, Eurotiomycetes, Eurotiales, Aspergillaceae. The coding region runs from base 1 to 2865 and encodes 954 amino acids.